This is a messenger RNA of Papaver somniferum (opium poppy), 1036 nucleotides long. RefSeq names its product CASP-like protein 5C1. Gene Ontology annotation, cellular component: membrane. Bases 247 to 660 code for a protein of 137 amino acids. The record is from RefSeq and is a predicted model, not a curated record. The transcript has 3 exons. Lineage: Eukaryota; Viridiplantae; Streptophyta; Magnoliopsida; Ranunculales; Papaveraceae.
GGAAACUUUCUCAAAACAAAUCAACUCUUCAAAUAAAUCUCGAAUCACACCAUAGAACUUCAGUAGCAUAUCGAACUUUCGAACUCCACUUUGUAAUCAGAAUAUGAAAUUACUCUAGAGUCUCUUCUUUUCAGGGAUCAACCGGGCUAAACGCAAGAAUAUGGUGUGCGACAAAGAGAAAACCGAGGGGAGAAAAGAAGAAGAAAAUUACUAUCUUAAUCCCGAGGCUAAAAGCAAGAAUACGGUAUGGACAUAAUUAGCUUAAUCCCGAGGAUUUUUCAGAUGAUCUUCAGUUGUUCCGCAAUGACUGUCUUGGUCUCUGCGCAAGAUGUUGACAAAUACGUGGCUUUCAGCUUUUUGAUGGUAAUAAUGAGCUUAUUGACCCCCUGGAGUCUUAUGUUGGCGAUUGCACAAGUGUAUGAUCUUGCUGGAUUCCAGCUUCUUCAACCUAGAAUAAUCAAGAUAGGCAUCAUUAUUGGAGACGCGGUUCUCUCUUUUCUCGCUCUAGCAGCCGCCUCCUCAGCUGCGGCCGUGAUCAGCUUCUUACCAGACUUGAAGGGAUCCAGCAGAUAUCAGCUCGCAGCCACAUUGGCGUUUUUCACCUGGAUCAUGACGGCUUCUUCAGCUCUCCUAAACUUCUGGCUAUAUCACUCAGUUUGAAUCAUUCCUUGAAGCAUGGUUGGGGAACAAACUUAAAACCAGAAAAUAAAAAAAGAUAUCUUGAAGCAUAUCUUGAAACUCAAUUUGAAUCAUAUGUUGAAGCAUGUUUAAAAAUUUCUUGUCAGAUGGUAUGAGUCACCUCAUGCGGUGAUAACCAUUGCUUAACUCAUGUGCUGUGCUGUGACAGAUGACAUGAAUUACCUCGAACAGUAAUUAUUAUCUCUUGUCUCACAGGUUGUAGAGUUAUCAGAUGGUAUGAAUUACUUUAAAGGGGCAACAGUCAUCUCUAUCUCAUAUUUUGCACAGUUAAUCAGAUAAUAGGAGCUGAAAAACAGUAAUUGUCUCUUCACUAGGUAGUAUGCAUGAACACCCAGUA